AUGACUAGCGAGGAUGCGCAAGCAAGAUCUCGAUUGACGCGGAUGAGGUCGAACUCCAAAAGUAAUGGCUCGUCGGCGCCACCAUCUCCGCCAGCAGGAGCAACCACAGUAAACGAGACCGCAAACAGCGGUGGGAAUAAGGGCGGCGGGCGUGGGGUGCUACCGCCUGUGCGGAAUCGUUACACGCACAUCAUUGUCCUGAAGUCUCUGAAUAGCACGUUUGAGACCAAAUUCUUGGUGGUGCCCUUCAAACCAGAUGGGCUGAAACUCGGGAGGCCGGUGGUGAACAGCAGCGGGAACAACGGGGGAGAGCAUGGCGUAAAUGCGAAAGAUGUGCAGCCGCAUGUGCGUCCAGACAACGGUCAUUUCGACUCGCGGGUGCUGUCUCGGAACCACGCAUCGCUCAGCUGCGACGGCGAGAGCGGGAAGAUAUACAUCCGGGACUUGAAGUCGAGCAACGGGACGUUUAUUAACGGGACGCGCAUCGGGCAGGCGGAUGUCGAGCUCAAGAUUGGAGACGUGGUGGACCUGGGGACCGAUAUCGACGCGAAGUUCGAGCACAGGAAGAUCAGUGCGCUGGUCGAGGACAUAUCAGUGAUCCCGCUGAUCCACGAGGACCUGGGCACGAUCGUGGCGGGCGGCAACGGCAACGGGGUCACGGGCGAUGGCAUAUACAAAACGGCCGGCGCGGGCAUAGACGUGUCGCAUAUGGCGGCCUCGAACGCGCAGCGCGCAGCCUUCGAGGCCGCGAUGUUCGGUGACGUGAACAACCUCGACCUUGAGGAAGCAGUGCUCGGCUCGGAAACGGAGAUACUGAGCGGGAUAUUCAUCAACAACUCGAUUGGCACCUCCCCGAACCUUAUAAACGUCAUUAAAACGCUGAUCACAGAGCUGACUCUGGAACAGACCGAAUACCUCAAGCUCAAGUCGAUUGAGAACUUCCUGAUAAAUUUCACGAAUAACCAGGAGUACCUCAACAAGCUACGUAUAGAACAGAAUGACGCCAAGCUGGUUCAACUCCAGUUCAACUUGAAACAAAAGCUAACCGAAAAGCACGAAAAGUUGCUCUGCGAGCGAAACACACAGCUGACUGAAUUGCAGAAGGAGCGCGACCAGCUCAAGAAGUCUUUGGAUCAGAAGAACCAGGAAGCAAACCACGAGCUAGAGAACUUACGGCGGGAGCUUGAUGAUGUCAACACACGGCUGGAAGUCGAGAAGUAUAAAAACACGCAGUUUUCCAAGAAGUCCGAAAAGGCAGACCCAGUCAAAGAAGCACACGAAAAGCGGGAGCUCCUUGCAGGGUAUCUAAGUGGAGUUAAUUUUGGGACUAAAAACAUGCUUGUGUUUGGCACAGUAAGCAUCGGAAUCUUUGCUGCAGCAAUCAAAUACAUAACGAUGAAGGGUGGGGCGUAA
This is a messenger RNA of Eremothecium gossypii ATCC 10895, 1413 nucleotides long. RefSeq names its product AGL106Cp. Gene Ontology annotation, molecular function: protein binding. Lineage: Eukaryota; Fungi; Ascomycota; Saccharomycetes; Saccharomycetales; Saccharomycetaceae. The transcript has a single exon. The record is from RefSeq and is marked provisional. Gene Ontology annotation, cellular component: cytoplasm. Bases 1 to 1413 code for a protein of 470 amino acids.